AUGUCCCAAAGCCUCUCAGACGACGAGGACAUGAUCUCCUCCCCCUCCUCUCCAGCAACCCCCGUCAACACCACUUCGAACCCGCAUCUCCCCGCCCAUCUGGACCUCAAAACUCCUCCUCAAUCCCAAGAUAACACUCCGUACGCGUCUCGUAUCGGCCCUUCAUCCUUCCCGGCGCCUACCUCAGCCUCAACUGCCACUCUACAAACUUCUACAUCUACUGCAUCGGCCACAUUCCAUAAUAUGGAUAAUAAUAGCGAGAUGACGGGUACUACUGGUUCUGCUCCUGCUGCUCCGGCUUCUACUACUUCUUCUACUAUCGGUAAUGUCGGUGCUGGCGGUGGUGGAAGUGCUAGUGGGGGUAGUGUUGCAACCGGUGGGAGACGACGACAGAGUCAGAUGACUCUUGCGGCUUUGCAAGGUAGUAAUAAUGUUAGCAUCAUGCAAACUACUGAGGCUGGGGUUCCAAUGUGGUUGACCAAGAGGGGCACCGAGGAGGUUCAUAAUAUCGAAGAGAGGUUGUUGGAUAGAGGGUUCAGCACGCAUAUGUACGGCUCGAUUUUUAACGACAAGGACAUGAGCUUGAAGUAA
Messenger RNA from Orbilia oligospora ATCC 24927, 591 nucleotides. RefSeq lists its product as uncharacterized. NCBI's taxonomy places the organism in Eukaryota, Fungi, Ascomycota, Orbiliomycetes, Orbiliales, Orbiliaceae. The record is from RefSeq and is a predicted model, not a curated record. Bases 1 to 591 code for a protein of 196 amino acids. The transcript is spliced from 3 exons.